Messenger RNA from Syzygium oleosum, 2929 nucleotides. Its product is annotated as probable glycosyltransferase At3g07620. The transcript has 6 exons. The coding region runs from base 572 to 2527 and encodes 651 amino acids. The record is from RefSeq and is a predicted model, not a curated record. NCBI's taxonomy places the organism in Eukaryota, Viridiplantae, Streptophyta, Magnoliopsida, Myrtales, Myrtaceae. Gene Ontology annotation, molecular function: glycosyltransferase activity.
AAACCUCACAAGAAGAUUCAGGCAGUAGCCAAAGCCUAAGCAAAGUACUUUUACUCCUCCGUUCGAACACGCUGUACAUUCCUCAACAUGGUCAAUUGUUGUUAAGAGUGUCUCUAUCUGGGCUUCUUCUCUCAACAGCUUCCGCUACCGAAGCCAUGGUCACAGUAUGGUGACCGACAACAGUCAAGAUGAGCUCAAAAUGCAGUACAGCGAACUUCCCAGAUAGACUGAAUAUGGUUCCACCCAAAGCUUGCCCCUUUAGGAUUGAGCUUGAGAGGAUCAAGAUGUGUAAUUGCUGCCCAUCGUUUAAAAGGGACCGGCUCUCUUAACAAGUUCUGUGGUUUUUGAGUAGUACUCUUUGAUACGUGCCAAGAUCAUCGCUUUGGAUGUGAUGCUGUUUCAAUUUCAAGUUUAAACGAGCAGUGAGCACCAUGGACAAUUAAUUGGUUAAUGGGUGUGUUUAUGUGAAGGUCGUGGGAUUUCUGACACCUCUGUUGUGGGAGUAUAGGCGGAAGAACUCAUCGACUCUGUCACUUUGGAAACUAUAUAAAAAAUUUGGAGAUUGCUGCUUAUGGUCCAAGGCUUUGUUUUUGUGGAUAUGAGGAGGCUGCUGUUCAUCGCCAGCAUAAUCGUCACAGCUUUAGCUGUGUUUCAAUACUCCACACUCCCUCAUGGGAGAACAGGAUUUGCAUUCGUCGUCGGGGGAGGAGUUGGUUCGACGGUAGUGGUAAUGAGCAAUGCCACCAUCUCGGACAGCUCAAAAUCACCUGACUCUUACGUACUGCAUGAGGAGUCUGACAAGGUUGCUGGCUCUGAUUUGGAGGAAGAGAGUGGCUUUCAGAAUAUCGGAGUGAAAGAUUUGGACAAGGCUCAGAGGAACUCAGACGACAUUUUCUCACCUCAUAAAAGUAGCAACUUGAACGAAAACUCCAUAUCUAUCAUGAGUGUCCACCAUGGAAAGGAUUUGCAGACUGGAAACGAUGAUGAUGUAAAUGUUGUGUCUACUGUGGAGGAGGCUACUAACCUGAUUUCCAUUUCAAGAAAGGUAGAAGACGCAGGAAAAGACAUGGUUUCAUCUGUGGAUUUUGCUUCUCUACCACUUUCACCAGCUAAAUUUCCUGCACAGAGUUUAGCAGAUGAGGAUGCAGAUUUAAGAUCUAUCUCGGAGUUUCAGACAGGUUUCUCCAAUAUAAGCAAUUUCAGAAUUCCAACCAAGCGAGAAGUGAAGAGAGAUGCCAACAAGCUGCGAGUUGUAUCUUUGACCCUUGAUGACAAGUCUACAAUGGCUAGAGCUUUAAAGAGGUUAAAUGUCAAGCCCAUGUUGAUAUCAGAAAUGGUAUCUAUGUUGAGACAAAGUGCUGGAUCUUCAAAUACCUUGCGACCAAGAUGGUCUUCUGUCCGUGAUCGCGAACUACUAUAUGCAAAGUUAGAGAUCCAGAAGGCUCCUAUUAUAAUCGAUACUGCAGGACUCAGAGGUUAUGUUUUCAGAAACAUUUCCCAGUUUAAAAGGAGCUACGAAUUGAUGGAAAAAAUGCUUAAAGUUUAUGUCUACCGGGAAGGAGAGAAACCCAUAUUUCACCAGCCAAAGAUGAGGGGAAUAUACUCCUCCGAAGGGUGGUUUAUGAAACUGAUGGAGGGAAACAAGAAAUUUGUCGUGAGGGACCCGAGAAAGGCACACCUGUUUUACCUGCCCUUUAGCUCACAAAUGCUGAGGAAGACACUAGAAAAUAACAACUCGCAGAGUCACAGAGAUCUAGAGGGAUAUCUCAAGAACUAUGUCGAUCUGAUCUCUGGUAAAUAUCGCUUCUGGAAUAGAAGCAGAGGAGCGGAUCACUUUCUCGUCGCUUGUCAUGACUGGGCGCCCAAAAUAACCAGGCAACCUAUGGGGAAUUGCAUUCGAGCUCUCUGCAAUGCGAAUGGCGCCAGAGGAUUCAUAAUUGGCAAAGACACUACUCUGCCAGUGACAUAUGUGCGCUCUGUGGAGGAUCCUGUAAGAGAUAUCGGUGGCAAACCCCCCUUAGAACGAGCCAUCCUGGCCUUCUUUGCAGGAAGCAUGCAUGGUUAUCUCCGGCCAAUUCUGCGCCAUUACUGGGAGAACAAGGAAGCCGACAUGAAAAUCUUGGGGCCGAUGCCUCGUGAUAUUGACGGAAAAAGAGCUUAUCAGGAAUACAUGAAAAGCAGCAGGUACUGCAUUUGUGCCAGAGGUUAUGAAGUUCACACACCCCGUAUUGUCGAGGCCAUUUUCUACGAGUGCGUCCCUGUUAUAAUAUCGGACAAUUAUGUGCCUCCUCUCUUCGAGGUUUUGAACUGGGAGGCAUUCUCCUUGUUUGUGAAAGAGAGUGACAUUCCAAAGUUGAGAGACAUCCUGCUAUCCAUUCCUGAAGAAGAGUACCUUCGGAUGCAGAUGGGAGUUCGAAUGGUGCAAAAGCAUUUCAUUUGGCACAAAAAGCCUGCGAAAUAUGACUUGUUUCACAUGGUUCUCCACUCAAUAUGGCACAACAGAAUCUUUCAACUAAAAACCAGAUGAAGCAGCGACUUUUUCGGCCUUCCGGUACAGCCAAAGCGGGUACCAACAGACUCAGAAGUACUUAAUUAACCAUGGAAGCUAGAGAGACUGGAAAAUCAGUAAUCAGAGAUGAAGUCUAUGCCGGGAGGUCACAUGCCUCGCUUAAGGUUAGCACUGUGCUUGACCUUGUGAGCCUUGAAUCAUGGCCAUAUUAGACAUGGCUUUCGCAGGAUCUAGAUUAAUCUGCAGGCGUGACUGAUUUGAUCAGCUGUCCUCUUUUCCUGUCUGGAUCGCGGAAUCCUUCGUUUACUUUCGAUAUGAUUGAUGGCCGUGGAUUUGUAAAUAUGAUACUGUAAUUGAAGACUUCUAUUCUGCAAAGAUCAAUUAACAGCCUGUGCAAUGAAGUAGUCUUUCAUGUGAAAA